Molecule: messenger RNA, 1450 nt
Organism: Saprolegnia parasitica CBS 223.65
Lineage: Eukaryota; Oomycota; Saprolegniomycetes; Saprolegniales; Saprolegniaceae
Exons: 1
Coding region: 26-1381 (451 amino acids)
Source: RefSeq, a predicted model, not a curated record
UGACGAAGCGUCUCAAGAAGCGGUGAUGGCCAAGAAGAACGCGUCCAAGGAAGGGAUCCGCCUCGCCGAGGAGGGUGACUGGGCGCAGCUGCUCACAUGCCUCCUCGCCAAGCCCGCGAUCGCCCAGCAGCGCGACCACUAUGGCAUGCUGCCGCUGCACUGGGCGUGCACCGAGAACGAUGUGCCCAUCAACGUCCUCCUCGCGCUCAUCGAAGCGUACCCGGACGCGGCCAUGGCCAAGAAUGACGCGCAGAUGCUGCCGCUGCACGUCGCCAUUCGCUCGAACGUCGGGCCCAGCGCGCUGUCGAUUCUAUGCGCCGCGUCGCCCGACUCGAUCUGGACCAAGCUGCCCGAUGGUCUUCGCCCACUCGCGAUGGCCACGAUGAGCGGCCUCGACCAAGAGUCGCUUGGCGUCCUCCAAAAAGCCGAAGAGCAGUAUCGCUGGACGCACCCAGAGGUCCAAGACGACGACGACGACGAGGCGCAGUACGAAGAGACGAAGCGGGACCUCCUUCGCCAGUCGCAGCUCAUGCGCGACAGCUUGCGGGAUAGCCAGCUCUUCAAUUCGAUCGUGCUGGACCACAAGCACAGCUGUGAGAGCAGUCCCAUGGGCAUUGAAGAGGUCGAGGAAGAAUCCUCGUCCACCGAACUCGCCGACGUCACCAAGCGCACGUCGUCGGCGUCGUCGGCGUCAUCCGCUCGCCAUAGCAGCGGCGGCUGCCACGUGUGCCACAAGUCCUUCUCGGUGUUUCGCAAAAAAUACGUGUGCUGCAGCUGCCACGUCUGCAUCUGCAAGCACCACAUUAUGGGCCGCCGCCACGGGUCCGAGUCGAGCAAGGCAGUGCUCUGCGCCGACUGCGUCGCGAAGGACCAGCCGCAGGCCGAGCCAACGCCCGAGCGCCGCCUCCAGCACCAGCGCAGUAGCACCUUUCUCUCGUCACCGGACGCCGCGACGACACCGCCCAAGCCGCGCAACUACUCGUCCGAGACGCCGCCACCGUCCCUGCGGCGCCGCAGUGCCAGCUCCCGAGGCGAAAUGGAAGCGAUGGACAAGGACAUUCUCAUGCGGCGCAUCAUUGGCGCACGCGGCAGCGGCAGCGACACGGCCAGCUGCACGGGCAGCGAGCAGGAACCGUCGGACGUCUCGGCGCUCUCGCUGCAAGUGCGGCUUCUAGAAGCAAGAAACGCGUCGCUGGAGCUGCGCGUCUUUGAACAAGAGAAGCAGCACAACGAAGCGAUGCUGCUGCUGACCCAGACCAUGACGCGCCUCGCGGAACUCGAGAUGAAGAUGCACCAGUCGUCCAGCAAUAGCUUUAGCUCGGUCGAGAACGGCGUCCUGGACUUCCACAACCCAUUCACCGAGCACUUUUCAAGCUCGUAGGAGUAAUUUAUUAGCCGUCAUCGUCGUCGUCCUCUACUAAUCUACCAUGCCAUUCUUCUGUACCCCUGG